AUGACAGAAACUGUUGUGGCCCUUGUCAUCAAUGAGCUGGUUCAAUUGAUUGUCCAUGAAUCAAAACUGCUAAAGGGUGUCCAUCGGGAAGUUGUGGACAUUAAAGAUGAACUGGACAGCAUCCAGUGUUUCCUCAAAGAUGCAGAUAAAGGAGACCUCCAAGAUGACGUCAAAAUGUGGGUGAAACAAGUGAGAGAAGUAGCCUAUCAUAUAGAAGACGUAAUAGAUGAAUAUGUUCUUCACGAGGCACAACGUUGUCAUCAUCAACAAAGUUUUAUUGCUUUCCUCCAUAAAAUUGGCCGUUUAUUGAAGAAACUAAAACCACAACACGACAUAGCUACCAAGAUUCAAGAUAUCAAACUAUCAGUUCGUGAAAUCAAGGAACGAAGUGAAAGAUAUGGUUUCAGUUCCUCAAAGCAAGGAUCAAGUGGCAGUGCAACAAAUGUUACAUGGCAUGAUCCUCGUGUGGGUUCACUUUUCAUGGAGGAAGAUGAAGUUGUGGGCAUUGAGUAUACAAGGGAUGAACUCGCAAGCUGGUUGGUGGGGGGAGAAUCUAAACGCUCUGUGAUUUCAGUGGUAGGCAUGGGCGGAAUUGGUAAGACAACUCUUGUUAGGAAAGUAUAUGAGAAUGAAUUACUGAAAAGGCAUUUUGACUGCCGUGUUUGGAUCACAGUGUCUCAGUCAUACAAUGUCCAAAAGAUACUCAUGUCCAUGGUAAAUCAAAUCUACCACGAAGAAAUAAUAGCUCUAGGGCAAAUAGAUAUGACAGACGAGAUCACACUAAUUAGCCAGCUGAGGAAAUGUUUACAACAAAAGAAGUAUGUUGUGGUUUUUGAUGACGUCUGGAAGACAGAGUUCUGGGAAAUUGUGAAACAUUCUUUACCAUGCAGCGACAAAGGCAGCAGGAUUAUCAUCACAACACGCAGUGAACUCAUCGGUGUUUCAUGUAAAGAAUCUUUAACUGAUACGGUACACAAGCUACAACCUCUACCUCAAGAAAAGGCUUGGGAAUUGUUUUGCAGAAAGGCAUUCCAAACCGAGUUUCAGAGAUGUUGUCCCAGUGAGUUGAUGAGACUGUCGAUGGAAAUUGUCAAAAAAUGUGAAGGUUUGCCACUUGCAAUUGUUGCCGUAGGUGGUCUUCUGUCAACAAAGGAGAAGGUGCCAUCAGAAUGGAAAAAGUUGCAUGAUAGCCUCAGUUACGAGCUAGAAUGCAAUCCCCACCUUACAAGUGUCACAAAAAUUCUCUCUCUUAGUUAUCAUGAUCUUCCAUGCUACUUAAAGUCUUGCUACUUGUACUUCGGUAUUUUUCCAGAGGACUACUCAAUUAGUGGUGCAAGAUUAGUUUGGCUAUGGGUUGCUGAGGGAUUUAUUACAAGAAAGAAGGGAAAACCAUUGGAAGAUGUAGCAGAAGAAUUUUUAAUGGAACUCAUCCACAGAAACUUGGUUCAAGUUUCAUUUGGGGAGCUUGAUUAUGAGAUGCACGAAAAGUACAGAAUCCAUGAUCUGCUACAUGAAAUCAUCCUAUCAAAGGCUCAUGAGUUGAAUUUGUGUCAAGUUCUUGAUGCAGAUGACACAACUUCCCAUGGAAAAAGUCGAUGCCUAUCAAUCCACGAUGCUACAGAAAAUGUUUUUGAGUCAAGUGAGUACUCUCGGGUUCGUUCUAUUUUUCUCUUCAACAUUACUGAACUUCCCAGGUCUUUCAUAGUUAAAUUGUUUCAAAAGUUCAAGCUUUUGAAAGUAUUGGAUUUUGAAGACGCUCCCAUUGAUUAUCUUCCUCAAGAAGUGGGUAAUUUAUUCCACUUGAAGAGCUUAGGUUUGAGGAGAACCAAAGUAAAGAUACUUCCAAAGUCGGUGGGUAGGCUACAAAACCUUCAGACACUAAAUGUUAUGGAAACCGAAGUGCGUGAGCUACCGACUGAGAUAUUUAGGCUUUAUAAGCUGAGACAAAUCUUGGCUCAUUCUCAUGACUUCGAAAUUAAAAGUAGCUUUUAUUCAAUUAAAGGAGUAAAAUUACAUGAAGGCGUUGGAUGUUUCAAGGACUUGCAGAUGCUAACAUUGAUUGAGGCAAACCAUCAUGGGGUCGGUCUAUUUAAAGAGCUCGAAAAGUUGAGUCAAUUGAGGAAGUUGGGCAUUUCAAAUAUGACCGCAGAACGUGGGAGGGCCCUAUGUGCUGCCAUACAAAACAUGGUCCACCUUAAAGUUUUGAUUGUAGCCUCAAUUAGUGAAGAUGAGAUUGUAGACUUAGAAUCAAUUUCUUCGCCACCUCCAUUUCUAAAGCAUAUCUAUCUAAGAGGGCGAUUGAAGAAGUUGCCGAACUGGAUUCGAGAGCUUCAAAAUCUGGUCACAUUAAUCUUAUUUUUCUCAUCAUUAAAGGAAUAUCCACUGUCGUAUGUCCAAGCUUUGCCAAAUCUAAUUACCCUUUCCGUUAAUCAUGCGUAUGAUGGGGAGCAACUGCAUUUUGAGAAAGGUAGUUUUCGAAGACUCAAGAGGCUCACCCUCAGAGAUAUGAAAAAAUUAAAGAUGGUGGAAAUGGAGAAAGGAUCAUUGCCUAGUCUUGAGCAACUAGAGAUUGGGCCAUGCCUGCAAAUGAAGGAGGUACCCUCUGGAAUACAACACCUUGAAAGCCUAAAGCUUAUCGACUUUUAUGAAAUGCAGAGAGAAUUUGUGCUACGUAUGCAACCUGAUGGAGGCAAAGAUUAUUGGAAAGUCCAGAAGGUAACUACUAUACGUCUCAGGUAUAGGAUUAAAGGAGAACGAUAUCAAAUAUACAAGCUCAGUGACUCGGACUUAUUGGAGCAUCUACAAGGGUGA
Messenger RNA from Corylus avellana, 2811 nucleotides. Its product is annotated as disease resistance protein RPM1. Gene Ontology annotation, molecular function: ADP binding. Gene Ontology annotation, biological process: defense response to other organism. Lineage: Eukaryota; Viridiplantae; Streptophyta; Magnoliopsida; Fagales; Betulaceae. The record is from RefSeq and is a predicted model, not a curated record.